GCGUCCAGCGAGAGCCACACCUUCCUAGAGAGAGAGAGAGAGUUUUCUCAAAAACAAAAGCAUCUCUAGGGUUUUUAGGGUUAGGGUUUUCUAUUUUUUUUUCCCUUCCAAAAUCAUGUCUACUGAAAGGGUUACUGGAAAGGUUAAGUGGUUCAGUGACCAGAAGGGGUUUGGUUUCAUCACCCCUGACGAUGGCGGCGAGGACGUCUUCGUCCAUCAAUCCUCGAUUCGAUCCGAGGGUUUUCGCAGCCUCGGAGAGGGCGAGGAGGUCGAGUUCUUGAUUGAAUCUGAUGGGUCGCGCACCAAGGCGGCAGAUGUGACUGGCCCUAAUGGCAGUCCUGUUCAAGGUGGAGGUGGCGGAGGUGGCCGUGGAGGCGGCGGACGUGGUGGUGGAGGCCGUAGCGGAGGCGGCGGCGGUUAUGGAGGUGGUGGGUACGGUGGUGGAGGCUAUGGUGGUGGUGGCGGUGGGUAUGGAGGCGGACGAGGAAGGAGUAGUGGUGGUGGUGGGUAUGGCGGCGGCGGCGGCGGCGGAGGUGCUUGUUACAACUGUGGACAGAGUGGUCAUCUGGCUAGGGAUUGUCACCAGGGAAGCGGCGGCGGUGGAGGAGGAAGGUAUGGUGGAGGCGGCGGCGGCGGCGCUGGAGGUGGAGGUGGCGGUAUGAACUGCUACAACUGUGGAGGGUCUGGGCACUUUGCAAGGGAGUGUCCUAAUGGUGGCCGUUGAGUUGGGUCUAAGUGUAAAAAUUGAUCUUUUUACAUAAUAUUCUAGCUCUUUAGCCAUUAAUUUAGGUUCUGUUUUUGUUUGGUUUUUGGUUUGAUGACUCGUGAUAGUAUCGGUUUUUUUUUUUUCUUAAUUAAGUUUGGUUAUGGUUGGGUGGGUUUGUUACAGAUCUCUGAUGUUUUGAUGGUUCAUGGUGACUGUUUCUCUGUUUUAUGGGUUUUUAAUCUAAAAUCAAAAUCAGUGUUGUGAGGAAGAAGAAGGGCAGUAGAGAGAGAAUAUGAAAAGGGAAAGGUUGAAAUCGGUGUUAACUCUCACUGUUUAUACAAAAUAUAUAUCAAUACAAGCUGGUUUGGUUGGUUCAA
Molecule: messenger RNA, 1083 nt
Organism: Pistacia vera
Lineage: Eukaryota; Viridiplantae; Streptophyta; Magnoliopsida; Sapindales; Anacardiaceae
Product: glycine-rich protein 2-like
Exons: 1
Coding region: 116-724 (202 amino acids)
Molecular function (GO): nucleic acid binding; zinc ion binding
Source: RefSeq, a predicted model, not a curated record